CUCUCUCUCUCCUCUUUAGACCCCUCCCUCGUAGAGCCGCCCUGAAGACAGGGGCCCCCUUUUUUGAAUGACAGUGCGUUGGGAAGGAAGACGAAUGUUUGUCUGAUUUCAGCCGCAGCGUCGAUGAGAAGCAGUGGAGGAACUCCAUUCUAACUGAAUGGAUUGGUAUGGGGAGAAGCGGACCACAGAUCACGGCUAAGCGGCUGCUUUUGGACUGUGUAACGUUGACGAUGGUUUUACUCUCGCUGCUGUUUCGACCAGCUCACUGCCAGCAGUGUCGAAUCCAGCGCUGCAACGCCGAGUACGUGUCUUCUACCUCACCCAAUAGUGGUCUGCAGGAUGACGUGGCUCUAGACGUGGACUACUGCAUUGCCUUGCGGGCCUACGCUCUGUGCACCCGGCGGCAGGCGCGCAGCUGCAGGGGCGACCUGGUCUACCACUCGGCCGUCUUCCGCAUCAAGGAGCUAUUCUCUCAGCACAACUGCUCCAGCGACGGGCCCACCUCCUCCGCCAAGGUGCCCAGCACGUCCCGGCCGGCCGUGUCGGAGCUGUGCGACUACGAGAGCCGGGUCCUCGCGUCGGGCUCGGCCGGGCAGCAGAAGAAAUACGCCCACUGUGGAUUAUUCGGAGACCCGCACCUGAGGACUUUCCGCGACGAGUUUCAGACCUGCAAGGUGGAAGGGGCGUGGCCUCUGAUCGACAACCGCUUCCUGUCGGUGCAGGUGACCAACGUGCCCGUCGUGCUGGGCUCCAGUGCCACGGCGACCAGCAAGAUCACUGUGAUCUUCAAGUCCUUCCACGGCUGCACGGAUCAGAAGGUGUACCAGGCCACCACAGAAGAUCUGCCGCUGGCCUUUCAGGAUGGGACUCGCAGCGGCAGCGAGAGCGGCAGUCUGAACAUCGCGGAGCGCGGCGGCUCCGGAGUGGGCCGCCAGGUGAAGAUACAGGCCCGAUACAUCGGCACCUCCAUCAUCGUGCGUCGCGUGGGCAGCUACCUGACCUUUGCCAUCCGCAUGCCAGAGGACACCCUGGACUUUUCGGAGGACAACGGCGGUCUGCAGCUCUGCCUGCACGGCUGCCCGCGCAACGAGCUCAUCAAGGAGCACACGCUGGGCCGCCAGAGCCAGCAGCCCCGCCUGCAGGGCACCAACACGGAGCUGGGUCCUCUGAGGCCUCCUCACCAGGUCUACACGGUGGAGCGGGCCACGGCCAAGUGUAGAGAGACUCUGCAGGUGGAGGACGUGUACUUUCAGUCCUGUGUGUUUGACUUGCUGACCACAGGAGACCCUGAGUUCUCUAUGGCGGCCUACGGCGCUCUGGAGGAUUUAAAGGCGCUGCCGCCGAGCAAACUGAAGCAGAAUUUCCCGAGGACUCCUCGUCUUUACAACCGAGCGGCGUCACACACGGCGGCCGCAGCAGCCAGCAGCUCCCUGCUCUCACUCCUACUCCUCAUUGUGCUGCUUUUGUAAAAAAAAAUUAAAUAUAUAUCUGUAAAUGAUAAAAAAAGAAGAAAAGAGAAACCUGGAGACAGAACGUGGAAGCAUUACCAGCUUGAGGAAAGAGUGAGGAGAGCUCAGACAUAUAUAUUUGUAAUUUUCUUUUUCUGGAGGGGGGGGGGGGGGUAGGGCAAUUUGUGAAUGUUGUGAUCUUUUUCUGUUUUAUUUGUCAUUUGAAGGAUUUCACACUCAUUAAAUAUGGUCUUUUUUUUUUUCCCACUUCACAUUUUCCGUGGAUUCAUGAGUGACAUCAUCAGUUGAAAAGAGACAGAAAUGCAUGAACUCAUGUGGUUUGGGGUCCAGUACGUCAUGUUUCCACAUGCUCACUGUUAAUCGGUUUACGGUUCACGGCAGCUAAAUGGCAUUGAGUUUUUUUUUUUUGUAAAUAGAAAAGUCAUCAUAGUGCACAACCUUCAAACACUCCACCAUGCAUGAAUCUGCACAUGUAACUCCAUACUGUAUGUAAGCAACGUGGCUUCUAGAUCCUGUAUAAUCCAGUAAUAUCAAUAGCACUUAACGGUUUUAACAGCAAGUUUUGUGUGUUCAGAUGUCAUUUAUUUUGUCUAUGUAAACGGUUAAUUUCAUAAAAUUGCUAUGAUUAAUAAUACACAGGAUCCAACAACUGUAUGUAAAAACUACCUAUCCAUAACAUAUGGUGUGUCAGUGUGAUAUUCAACAGUUCUCAUCUUCUGUGAAACACUCCCUCGUCAAGCUGUUUGGCUUCCAGUUUUAAAAAAGGUUUAAAAAAAAAAAAAACACAAAUCUUUAUAUAAUAAUAUAUUAAAAGAGUGUAUAUAUGUGUUUUAUAUUGUGUACAUUUGCCUGUGUAUAGAUGUUUUAACUGUAAUGUGUUUUACAUUUGUUGUGUUUUUUUAGUAGGUUAUUU
Molecule: messenger RNA, 2382 nt
Organism: Anoplopoma fimbria (sablefish)
Lineage: Eukaryota; Metazoa; Chordata; Actinopteri; Perciformes; Anoplopomatidae
Gene: rgmd
Product: RGM domain family, member D
Exons: 3
Coding region: 168-1469 (433 amino acids)
Biological process (GO): BMP signaling pathway
Cellular component (GO): plasma membrane
Molecular function (GO): coreceptor activity
Source: RefSeq, a predicted model, not a curated record